This is a messenger RNA of Truncatella angustata, 4515 nucleotides long. Its product is annotated as ABC transporter. The record is from RefSeq and is a predicted model, not a curated record. The coding region runs from base 240 to 4316 and encodes 1358 amino acids. Gene Ontology annotation, biological process: transmembrane transport. The transcript has 10 exons. Gene Ontology annotation, cellular component: membrane. Gene Ontology annotation, molecular function: ATP binding; ATP hydrolysis activity; ABC-type transporter activity. NCBI's taxonomy places the organism in Eukaryota, Fungi, Ascomycota, Sordariomycetes, Amphisphaeriales, Sporocadaceae.
CUUUGAUCCUAUAUUCUCGUUGGCAUACUCCGGCAACUCCGGGCCCCUUUCGGUUAGUCUCCGGGGAUGGCAAGCUUUCUGGGACCACUAGAAUUUCAAGCCGAUAACUGUCAGAUGUAGGGAAGAUUACCAAUCUCGUAAACAGUGAAACGCUCGGUCUCAGUAUGAUCGCUGUCGCUUUUUAUACCUCUCAAUCGGCAAGCAUAUCGUGAUGGCAUUCCGAACCCUAGGCGCCGACUAUGAACGAACUACGCGAAAACCUCGCUGAUAGUGCGAAACAGUUUCUCGCCGGCAAUGAAGCGGCUUCGAGUACUCGGUCUUCGGUCGUGUUUGAUCGACUAUCAGUUGUGGGCAGCGGCCGCGGUGUACAAGCUGCGCCAACGGUAUGGACCACUUUAAAAUCAUGGUCGAACAUUUUCAAUCCACGAUUGUAUGGUCAAACCGAACCCUCACGUACUUUGCUGCAUGAAUUCUCUGGAUCCUUGGCAAGCGGUGAGAUGCUGCUUGUCGUGGGUAAACCCGGCAGUGGGUGUACCACCUUCCUCAAAGCUCUUGCAAAUAUGGGCGAUGAGUAUAAGAGCGUGACCGGUCAACUUACCUACGGUGGCCGUCCUGCUGACGACUGCGACCCUGAUCGUGUUCGCUUGACCUUCUGCGCCGAGGAAGACAAUCACUUGCCGACUCUCACAGUGGCACAAACGCUUAGAUUCGCUGUCCGCGCCACUUGGGAUGCACAAGCAUCUGGUGCCUCCGUUGAUGCUGCAGUCGAGUCGUUAGCCAAGUGCGUCGGACUGUCCCAUGUACUGAAGACUAAGGUUGGUAAUGCCGCCAUACGUGGGGUCAGCGGCGGAGAACGGAGGCGAGUCUCGCUCGCUGAGGCUAUGGCGACUUGUCCGGAUGUUCUCUGUCUCGACAAUCCUACCAAUGGUCUCGACUCAGCUACCGCUCUUGACUUCGUGCAAAUGACGCAAGAGUUCACGACCCAGCACGGAUGCUCCACGGUCAUGAGCGUAUAUCAGGGAAGCAAUGCCAUGGUGCCAUUGUUUGACAAGGUUUUAGUCAUCAGUGGCGGCCGCCAGAUCUUUUAUGGCAGGGCCACGCAUGCCAAGGCAUAUUUUGAGAGUCUUGGCUUCAUAUGCCCGGAUCGCACGACUGUCACCGACUUCUUGAAUUCGAUGACAGCCGAGCCCGAGCUUCGUCAUGUGCGCAAAGGCUGGCAAUCCCGUGUUCCCUCGACGUCCGCCCAGUUCGAAGAUGCGUUCCGUCACAGCGAGCACUACAAUGAUGUCAUCGGUCAUAUCACUGCUGAGCGUAGCAAGACUACAGUAGUGGGACCCAAGAGGAAAUCGUACGCGUUGCCUCUAUACCGUCAAAUCCUGGAAUGCUGUGUGCGUCAAUUUCGAGUCCUCGCCCUUGACACGAACACGUGGAUGACGGAGGCUGUGACCAUCAUCGUGCAAAGCCUGGUCCUAGGUACCCUGUUUCGCGACCAACCUAGGGCCACGCGGUCGUUAUUCAUCCUUAGCUCAUCUCUGUUCAACUCUGUUCUGGUUCCCGCGCUACAAUCGAUGGGCGAGUUCAGCAACAGCUUCGCCGAGCGUCCACUCGUCAUUCGGCAGAAACGAUACCGCUUUUACCGGCCUGCCGCCUACGCUUUGGGUCUUGUGCUCACAGAUGCAGUUUGGAAGGUUAUAGCAAUUGCCUACAAUAUCCCGCAGUACUUUCUCACCGGAUUUCAGCGUACUGCAGACAAGUUCUUCACUUGGUUUUGCAUUGUGUAUGUACUGCAUAUGGCACUUUCCAUGGUAUUCCGCGCCAUUGCCGUCUCCUCGCGCAACAUGGCACGUGCAGUAUUGCCUGUAGGCAUCAUGUUCAACAUCUUCGUCCUGUACACUGGUCUAUAUGUACCUGGCCCGCAAAUGCAAGUUUGGCUUUUCUGGAUCAAGUACUGUAACCCGCUCUAUUACGCUUACGAGUCUGCAAUGGUGAACGAGUUUGGUAAUCUUUAUUACACCUGCAGCGACAUGGACCUGGUACCCAAUGGGAACGACACAGAUUCUAUCGCCUACCAAGUUUGCUCGGUGCAAGGCAGCGUAUCAGGGCAAGCACUUGUUUCUGGGGCCGCCUAUAUGAAGGCUCAGUAUGGAUUUCAAACGUCAAAUCUGUGGAGGAAUGUUGGUAUUAACGCCGCAUUCUUCGUAUUCUUCGCACUGUGCACAUGUGUCGGCAUGGAUCGCUACAAGCUACCGGCUGGCCACCUCGCUACCAUCUUUUACAAAACCGACCCAAAGUCCGUAGACCUAGCGAUGAGCUCUAACAGUUCAGACACGGAAAAAGGUGCAACUGAUCAGGACACUCCCCCAGUCACGACGCAGCCUUCCCUACCAUUCGUGGCUAGUCACAAUGGAAGAAUGUUGGCAUGGGAGAAUCUCACGCUGGAACUCAAAGUUGGUAGUGAAACAAAGCGACUCCUUGAUAAUUUAAGUGGAUUUGUGGAGCCUGGGAAACUAACAACUUUGAUGGGAGCAUCAGGAGCUGGCAAGACGACACUCUUAAACACGCUUGCCGGGCGUUUAGAGUUUGGUACCUUGUCGGGUAAUUUGUCAAUCGACGGUGGGCCAUUGCCCAAGUCCUUUCGGCGCUACAUGGGGUAUGUGCAGCAGCAGGAUGUCCACUUGCCCAGCCAAACAGUGCGUGAGGCGUUGCAGAUGACUGCCCACCUCAGACGGUCCCUGAGUGUACCAAACGAGGAAAAAGACAGCCAUGUUGAAGCUGUAAUCCGUACACUUGAAAUGGAAGACAUUGCCGAUGCACUGAUCGGUGUGCCUGGGGCGGGUCUUAAUUUGGAACAGAGAAAGCGGGUAACGAUCGGUGUUGAGCUGUCGGCUAGGCCAGACAUUUUGAUAUUAGACGAGCCCACUUCGGGCCUUGACGGCCAGUCAGCCCUGACCAUUGGGCGUCUUCUACGAAAGCUAGCAGACUCGGGCCAGACAGUCUUGUGUACAAUCCACCAGCCGGCGAUGGAGCUGAUCAACCUUUUCGACCACUUGGUACUACUGGUUCCAGGAGGACGUCUAGCCUACGAUGGCCCACUGGGUGAUCAUUGCACAGCAGUUCUCGAGUACCUAGUUCGUGUUGGCUCUGUGAGGCCUUGCAGGCCAGAUGAAAACCCAGCCGAGUACCUUGUACAGGCGGUUAGAGGGGAGUUUUCGUCGGGUCCAGUAGACAAGAAGCCAGAUUAUCCCGCCAUAUGGCAGGCCAGCGAGGAGCGCGUUGCACGCGAGUCGCAGCGAGAAAGUUUGAUAUCUGCCAUCACCCAUCCUGAGACAGCAACGCAUACCGAACGCACGCACGCUGUGCCCUUAAAUGUGCAAUUCAUGACGACAAUGCGCCGCACUUGGUUGUAUUACUGGCGGGAACCCGAUUACUUUGUCUCGAAGCUGUUGAUGAAUAUGGGAAACGCACUUCUCAACGGGUUGACCUUUCUCAACGCGGGGAAUAAUGAGCGCGGCGCGUAUAACCGUCUCUUCUCGGCGUUUAUGUCACUGAUCGUAGGGCCGCCGCUAGGCCUGCAGUUGAUGCCACGCUUCGUGGCACUGCGUGACAUUUUCACACAACGAGAACAGGCAAGUCUAUCAUAUAGUUGGCUAUGCUUUGUGGUGCCGGCAAUCCUCGUUGAGUUACCCUUUGCUUUCAUUACUAGCCUAGUGUAUUGGUUGCUGUGGUAUUUCCCUGUUGGGUAUUUUACCGAUCCGGCGCAUGCGGGUUAUAGCUUCCUUAUGUAUGAGCUCUUCUCCGUUUUCGCCCACAGCCUGGCGCAACUCUGUGCCGUACUCAUGCCCAGCCUCAACGCCGCUCUUAUGGCAAACGGCUUUUUCUUCAUGUUCGUCAACUGCUUCGCUGGCACACUAUCUCCCAAACCCUCUACCCCGACGGGUUGGCGCUGGUAUUAUGAUAUUUCUCCCCUCUUCUACUUCAGCGAGGGUACGACAGCCGACAUGCUAUAUGAUCUUGAAAUUACGUGCGAAGCCUCCGAGGCCUACGUUUUCCAGAUACCAUCCAACGGAACUACCUGCCAAGACUACGCAAAAGACUUCCUCCAGACAGCAACUGGGUAUUUACUGAACCCGGGCGCGAGCUCUGAUUGCCAAUAUUGCCGGUAUAAGAACGGUCAGUCAUACUACUCUCAAUGGGGCUACGACUUCGCAAAUCGUUACAGAAAUAUAGGCAUCUUCAUCGCAUUCAUCGCAUUUAAUUAUACCGCUGUUAUCAUGCUUACGUACUUGACCAAGGUCAAGAAAUGGAAGAGGGAAUAAUUAUGUCUGACUGCACCACGUGGGGGAAGCUCAAUUGAGGGAUACAUUUGCCUCUUCGGAUAUGUUUUUCAAGCUAUAUCACAUUGGUCUGGUUCUGUUUAGUUUGGCCCACGUUAGCUUAUAAGAGCCUUCAAAGGCUUCUCGCGAGAGAGAGAGCGAAGAAAAAAAUCCCAUUAGGUAGUCUUUCUAGUCAGCUUUC